AUGCGUCUGCCCGUCGAAUGUCCCUAUAAAUGCCAAGCCAUUCUCGUGAAGAGUACCCUGCUGUCUCACAUGGCAGCAGAGUGCCAGCUGCGACUGGCCACGUGCCAGUUCUGCUGCGAGGCGGUAUUCCAUGUCGAACUCAAUCAUCACGAAGAAACUUGUUCAGAAGCUCCGAUCAGCUGCCCGUAUUGCAUGGAAGAAAAUGUUAAACGUGGCGACAUGCCCUGGCACGCCAAAAGCUGUCCCGACACUCCGAAGCAUUGUCCUCUGGAAGAAUACGGUUGCAAUUUCGUGGGGCUGGACAGUGUCAUGGACGAGCACCUGAGUGUCAGGAAUCAUGUUUCCUGUUUUGUGACUCUGAAGAAAGGUUUAGAAGAGCGAGACGCAGACAUCGCUAGCCUUUGUAACCAUCUGAGUUCUUGCAGAAGCGAUCUGGAUACGUUGAAGAACAAGAUGCUCGAAGAGGUCGACGCCAAGAUCAGUAGUUUUUGUGACCAAGUUAGUAGUUGCAGAAGUGAUCUGGACACACUGCAGAACGAGAGGAAAGACGAAGUCUUGGAUGGCGCCCAGCUGUUCGAUGACGAAGUUAAGUGGGUGUUUCUGACUCCUGAGGGUGACGCUGAAUGCACGCACACCAGUCCCCUAUACCGACAGCGAAGCACGAAGACCUCGUUUUGCUUCUCCGUUCUUUCGAGCAGCGACAACGUGACAUUGAGACAACAUCUUCUAGAGGCAGGAACCUCCGGGAGGUCAUUCGCGGUAACCGUUGUAGACGGGACGAAGGAAGUGGUCGCCGAAAAGAAGGGAUUGGUGUGUGCAGAUCAGGACGUCCUCGAGUGGGAAGCCUCGGAGGACACUGUUUACGUAGUCACCUGUGCCCUGGACAAAGGACAAACAUAA
Messenger RNA from Ornithodoros turicata, 900 nucleotides. RefSeq names its product TNF receptor-associated factor 5-like. The transcript has a single exon. NCBI's taxonomy places the organism in Eukaryota, Metazoa, Arthropoda, Arachnida, Ixodida, Argasidae. Bases 1 to 900 code for a protein of 299 amino acids. Gene Ontology annotation, molecular function: zinc ion binding. The record is from RefSeq and is a predicted model, not a curated record.